AUGGCUUCCUCAAACUCCGCCCUAUUCUCCCCCAUCCGCGUAGGCAACCUGGACUUGCAGCACCGCGUUGUCCUUUCCCCACUUACCCGUCUACGCGCACAUGCAGAUCACGUCCCAGGCCCACACGCAGUAGCGUACUACUCUCAGCGAGGGUCGACCCCUGGCACUCUUCUUGUCACAGAGUCCACUUUUAUAUCCCAGGGAGCUAGCGGUUAUGGCAAUGUCCCUGGGAUAUACACUGAUGCUCACGUAGAAGGAUGGAAGAAGGUAACGGACGCAGUCCACGAGAAGGGAUCUUUCAUCUUCCUUCAACUCUGGGCACUCGGCCGCGCUGCACAAGCAGCCGUUCUCGCCAAAGAGAACAACAGUCCCCUCGUUGGCGCCGCAAACAUUCCCCUCCCGGGAAGGCCAGAAACUGAAGUGCUACAUGUACUCACUAAGGAUGAAAUCAAGGAAUACGUUGCCACGUACGCCGCAGCCGCCAAAAACGCCAUUCGCGCUGGCUUUGAUGGUGUUGAAAUUCAGGGCGCGAAUGGCCACUUGAUUGACCAGUUCAUCCAAGACAUCUCAAACAACCGCACAGAUGAAUAUGGCGGAAGCAUCGAGAACCGCGCAAGGUUUGCGCUCGAAGUAACAGAUGCCGUCGUAGAGGCUGUUGGUGCUGAGAGAACGGCGUUCCGAAUUAGUCCAUGGGGCAAAGCCAGCGCUAUGGGCAUGGCGGACCCAAACCCGCAGUUCGCCUACCUCGUCGAGAAGCUCCGCAAGCACAAACUCGCGUACCUACACGUCGUAGAGCCAACGCCUGAGGAAAGGGCUGCUGGAAUCAACAGCGAUUUCCUCCGUGAUUUCUGGAAAGGGAUUGAGGGAAGCCCCUUCAUCAGCACGAAUGGGCAUACCCGGGAGAGCGCCAUUGAGACGGCAGACAACAAAGGUGGCCUUAUUGGAUUCGGGAGGCUGUUCAUGCCAAACCCCGAUCUUCCAUUCCGCCUGCUAAAGGACCUCCCGCUCACGGCGGGUGACCCAAAAACGUGGUACAUACCCGGUAAUCUGGAAGCGGCGGGCUACUCGGACUGGCCCUUCGCGCCGGAGAACAAGCAGCAGCUUUGAGAUAAGAAAAAAUUGAUAUGGCUUUGUUAAGUUAGAUGCAUACCUUACCACAUACACCUGAUGAUCAUGAUCAUGUUUAUGUUGGAAUUCGGAUUAGACUGCGGUCUUGGACACCUAUUUAUUUGAAUAAGAGCACGUGAUCUAGCUUGAUGCGAGAGACAAACAACAGCAAAACAACAGACUAUGUUAUUGAAUAGCCAC
Suillus clintonianus is the source of this 1308-nucleotide messenger RNA. RefSeq lists its product as uncharacterized. The transcript is spliced from 4 exons. NCBI's taxonomy places the organism in Eukaryota, Fungi, Basidiomycota, Agaricomycetes, Boletales, Suillaceae. The record is from RefSeq and is a predicted model, not a curated record. Bases 1 to 1107 code for a protein of 368 amino acids. Gene Ontology annotation, molecular function: NADPH dehydrogenase activity; FMN binding.